Messenger RNA from Equus quagga, 2592 nucleotides. RefSeq names its product DENN domain containing 2D (gene DENND2D). Gene Ontology annotation, cellular component: nucleoplasm; cytosol. The record is from RefSeq and is a predicted model, not a curated record. Bases 714 to 2147 code for a protein of 477 amino acids. The transcript is spliced from 12 exons. Lineage: Eukaryota; Metazoa; Chordata; Mammalia; Perissodactyla; Equidae.
GGAGGCUUGUAGAUUUGUACUCAUUUCCAGGACUCCCUCUUGUGAGGACAGUUUCUCCAUUUAGAUAAUUAGUGGGCCAAGUCUCUUGAUCUACCUACAGUGGGGGCGAUGGCCUCCUGGCUGUGGGGACUGUUUGGUCCUGUGCUCUUGCUUGCAGCCCUGAAGUCCUGGAAGUUCUGGAGCGUGGCAGGUGGCCUUGCACGAGUUUUCCAUUACUUUGACCAAGUUGAGAGGUGAAAGGCCAGGAAUCAAAGUUAUGGAGAUAUAAAAUCUCUGUCCUGGGGCUGGUGAGGUUCCAGUGCCCACAGUCUGGUGCUAUCUGGCAUUUUUCACUGUCCCAAGCUUGUAAAUAAAACCAUUGCACAAUCUGCAACCCAGAAUUCAGAGCUCUUAGCCCACAAGCAGCUGGGCCUUGGAGGUGUUUGCUCAUGACCUUUUUAGUCUCACCACACCCUGGGGCUCCUGGGAGGAGCUGAGGUCUGAGCUGUAGUGCCAGGAUGCUGCCUCUGUCAGUACGGGCGUUCUGCUGCCUUCCUGGGUCCCGUCACAUCCUUCCUGCUCAGCCAUUGGGUGCACAGGAUGGAAACUGCUCUCCCCUAUCUGGAAGACGGCGCGUGGUGUGGUUUCAUAGAGCCGUGGUUGGAGACUGAAGCAGCAGCCCCUUUCUCAGGCUUUCUGUAGCUAGUCUGUGUUGGAGGAAAGAGAAGCACUCCAUGCCCUGCAGGUCCGAGAAGAUGGAAGGACAAGUAGUAGGCGGGAUGUUCAGGCUCUUCCGCAACCGCCUUCCUCGACUCCGUGCAGGACCUCCCCAGGACAAUCGGGGGGAAGCUGUAAAGGAACCGGAAAGAGCCCAGGAGCUCUGUCUACCUAACUUUGCUGGAGGGCAGCACUUCUUUGAAUACCUCCUUGUGGUUUCCCUCAAAAAAAAGCGUUCAGGGGAUGAUUAUGAGCCCACGAUCACCUACCAGUUUCCCAAGCGGGAGAACCUGCUUCGGGGCCAACAGGAGGAGGAGGAGCGGCUGCUCGGAGCCAUCCCCUUGUUUUGCUUCCCAGAUGGGAAUGAGUGGGCACCACUCACUGAGUAUCCCAGGGAGACCUUCUCCUUCGUCCUGACCAAUGUGGAUGGGAGCAGGAAGAUUGGAUACUGCAGGCGCCUCUUGCCCGCCGGCCGCGGCCCUCGCCUCCCCAAGGUGUACUGCAUCAUCAGCUGCAUUGGCUGCUUCGGCUUGUUCUCCAAGAUCCUGGAUGAAGUGGAGAAGAGGCAUCAGAUCUCCAUGGCAGUCAUCUACCCGUUCAUGCAGGGCCUGCGAGAGGCGGCCUUCCCUGCUCCUGGGAAGACUGUCACCCUCAAGAGCUUCAUCCCUGACUCGGGCACUGAGUUCAUCUCACUGACGCGGCCUCUGGACUCCCACCUAGAACACGUGGAUUUUAGUUCUCUGUUGCAGUGUCUCCGUUUUGAGCAGAUUCUGCAGAUCUUUGCCUCUGCAGUGCUGGAGAGAAAAAUCAUCUUCCUGGCAGAAGGUCUCAGCACCCUGUCUCAGUGCAUCCACGCUGCGGCUGCGCUGCUCUACCCCUUCAGCUGGGCACACACCUACAUUCCUGUUGUCCCUGAGAGCCUUCUGGCCACCGUGUGCUGCCCCACUCCCUUCAUGGUUGGAGUACAGAUGCGUUUUCGGCAGGAGGUUAUGGACAGCCCCAUGGAAGAGGUCCUGUUGGUGAACCUUUGUGAAGGAACCUUCUUAAUGUCAGUUGGUGAUGAAAAAGACAUCCUACCACCCAAACUUCAGGAAGACAUCUUAGACUCUCUUAGUCAGGGGAGCGACUUACAGACUUCGGAACAAAUCAACGAGCAUGUUUCAGGCCCUUUUGUGCAGUUCUUUGUCAAGACUGUGGGCCACUAUGCUUCCUAUAUCAAGCGGGAGGCAAAUGGGCAAGGCCACUUCCAAGAACGGGCCUUCUGUAAGGCGCUGACCUCCAAGACCAACCGGCGAUUCGUGAAGAAGUUCGUGAAGACACAGCUCUUUUCUCUUUUCAUCCAGGAAGCUGAGAAGAGCAAGAACCCUCCUGCAGGUUAUUUCCAACAGAAAAUACUUGAAUAUGAGGAACAGAAGAAACAGAAGAAAUCAAGGGAAAAGACUGUGAAAUAAGAGCUGUGGUGGACAGGAGUGAUUAGACCUACAGGCCAGCUUUGGACUUUGGCCCCUGCUGGCAUGCUAGGCUCGGUGAAGCUCUCAGCCCCCAGAAUCCACAGCCUCCUUCCGAGUCCUGGUAACUAGGUCUGGCUUCAAGCUGGUGUCUUGAGCAUGGGAUCCCUGGAAUCAGCUUUCUCAGGACUUUGGAAGGCUCUGAGCUGUGCGCUCACAGAGCUGGGCUCAAAGCUGCAUUUCCUGCAGAGGCAACACAGAGCACGGAACAGUAGUCCAGGUGUCAUAGAGACUUAGAAGUUGCUGUAACUGCCCUCUCCCAAGAACCACUAUUACAAAAUCCUCAACAGAGAAAGCAGUUGUGGCCGAAAGGCUCAGUCUCUCCACGUAAGAAAAGAGAUCUGUGGACAUGUGAGGGUAACAAUAAAGAUGAAGAUCUUGUUGUUUA